UACGCGCUCGCUGUCACUGCGGACGUGACGAUCAGAUAAGAUUGGAAAUGAUUCUGGACCGUGAAUAUUCUCUGGAGAUAAAACCAUAUUUACUUACCAUGAAAAACGUUACAUUAUAACUUUAGACGCGCAUUUAUUUCGUUUGAACGCGGCCCCAUCCUGAAGUGACGAUAUUGUGCGAGAUUCGAGGAGAAAAGAGCGUUUCCAACUCGGUCCGUUUCUGCUGCCUGUUGCUCAGCUGCGUCUGAAGAAAACCAGCAUCGAUACGCGUCGGAUUUGUCUCCACCUGAAAAAUGCCACGGGAUAACAAGAAGUCUCUGAUUCAGAAAAUAGCCAGCCAAGCCAAUAUCACAUUUAAAGAUUUCAAUGCAUCCGCAAUUGGGGACAACAAAGUAUUAUUGGAAAACCGGGGGGAUCUAAUCACCCUGCUGACGGAAGUCAGGACUGCAGACCUGAAGAUGAAACCGAACGGCUCCCAUUCCGAACACAACCCACCUGUCACGUACAUGCACAUCUGCGAGACGGAGUCGUUCAGUAUGGGGGUGUUUCUACUGAACAGCGGGGCUUCCAUCCCGCUCCACGACCACCCCGGUAUGAACGGGAUGCUCAAGGUUCUAUACGGGAAAGUCAGUAUCAGGUGUUUUGACCUGUUGGAUAAACCUUCGGACCAGGUGCAGAGUGAGACCCAGUUCGACCCGCCGCUGCUGCCGUUCCAGAAGGACUCUCUGCGGCGGGCUGUGCUCCGGUCAACCAUGUGGUUCACCCAUGACAGUAGUCCGUGUAUCUUAACCCCGCAGAGGGAGAACCUGCAUCAGAUCGACACGGUGGAUGGACCGGCUGCUUUCCUCGACAUCCUGGCACCUCCGUAUGACCCUGAAGAUGGGAGGGACUGUCAUUAUUAUAAAGUCCUACAGACAGUUCCCGACGCAGACAGUAAGGUAGAGGCGCAGCAGCCGUGGGAGGAAGAGACGUGGUUACUAGAGAUAGGCCAGCCUGAUGGCUUCUGGUGUGGGGGUGAACCAUACCCCGGGCCCAAGGUUUCCUUCUAAUGUUGGUGUUGUAAAGGCAGGGAUACCUGUGACCAAAUAGGGGCGGCUGGAAGACUUUCACAAGACUGAAUCACUGUGACAUGAGUUGGUGCAGGUGAAUGAACUGCAGGUGGAUUAUGUCUCUGGGACAGGCCUUUUGUUUAAGUAUUGAACUUUCUCCUGUAAACUUCCAAAUAAGAUGUUUUCAUCCUGAACAGGCUCAGGAACGUCCUAUGCUCUUAACAUCAUUUGUUUGUAACUGGAAAUAUGAUAUGCCUUAUGUGAAUAUUGAAUGUAAACUUUGAAAGCAUUUAUCACGUCUAGUUUCCAUGUGCACACUACAUUUUCUAUCUUUCAUUGAUUUAUUCCAAACAAAUGUGUGUAUGUGUAAACACUAGCUUUGUUUAUAAUUGAAGGCUUUUAUUUUGGGACAGCUGAAAGUUCUACCUAUAGCCUUACUGCAUGUACAGUGUACAGCUGAAAGUUCUACCUAUAGCCUUACUGCAUGUACAGUGUACAGCUGAAAGUUCUACCUAUAGCCUUACUGCAUGUACAGUGUACAGCUGAAAGUUCUACCUAUAGCCUUACUGCAUGUACAGUGUACAGCUGAAAGUUCUACCUAUAGCCUUACUGCAUGUACAGUGCCUUUGGAAAGUAUUCAGACCCCUUGACUUUUUUCACAUUUUGUCACAUAACAGCUUUAUUCUAAAAUAUAUUACAUUGUUUUUCCUCAUCAAUCUACACACACUACCCCAUAAUGACAUCACAAUACCCCAUAAUGACAUCACAAUACCCCAUAAUGACAUCACAAUACGCCAUAAUGACAUCAUAAUACCCCAUAAUGGUUUUAGAAAGUUUUGCUAAUUUAUUACAAAUAAAAAAAUACAAUUUCACAUUU
Oncorhynchus kisutch (coho salmon) is the source of this 1926-nucleotide messenger RNA. Its product is annotated as 2-aminoethanethiol dioxygenase. Lineage: Eukaryota; Metazoa; Chordata; Actinopteri; Salmoniformes; Salmonidae. Gene Ontology annotation, molecular function: oxidoreductase activity, acting on single donors with incorporation of molecular oxygen, incorporation of two atoms of oxygen. The transcript has a single exon. Gene Ontology annotation, cellular component: mitochondrion. Bases 294 to 1049 code for a protein of 251 amino acids. The record is from RefSeq and is a predicted model, not a curated record.